Molecule: messenger RNA, 4358 nt
Organism: Liolophura sinensis
Lineage: Eukaryota; Metazoa; Mollusca; Polyplacophora; Chitonida; Chitonidae
Product: ras association domain-containing protein 2-like
Exons: 11
Coding region: 9-1361 (450 amino acids)
Biological process (GO): signal transduction
Source: RefSeq, a predicted model, not a curated record
ACAGCACGAUGCCCGUCAACGGUCAGGCCAACUCCUGCCGGCGCUGUAGCAAGCCUGUUUUCUUUGCGGAACGAAAGACAUCGCUCGGGGAGGAUUGGCACCCUAGUUGUCUGAGCUGUGAGAACUGUAACAAGGUUCUAGCCCCGGGGCAACAUGCAGAGCACAAGGGAUUACCAUUUUGCAACCCAUGCUACCAGACUUUCUUUGGACCACAGAUGGUGGGGUAUGGUUCUAACGUGUUCACAGCAGCAAAUUUUAACAAGAGAAUUUCACAGAAUGGCAACAGCAACAACAACAACAACAACAAUGAUGUGCAGGAUAAAGGGAUUUUACGUGAAACAGAUAGAGACAAAAAAUCGGACCUGCAGGCCAAGUUAGAGGCUUAUAACAGUCAACUGACCAAUGGGAGGUCGCACUGUAGACUGUCUGAGGAAAAGAAUGACAAGGUGAUACAAUCAUCUGUGGGCCCUGAGGAUCUACUGGGGUUUGGAGAACCCAUACAGUUGAAGCAAUGCGAUGAAGUGAACCCCAUCCCGUCCCCGGCACCUUCACGGACAUGGAGGCACAGUUACUACCAUGCUAUCCGCAAUGGGGCCCUCACCCCUACAAAAGAAGACAUCUCUCUAAAGACACCCCCCAAAGUGACAAUUAGCCGUGGCCUGGAUGACAGUGCUUUACUCUCCCCCUCCACCUCAGAUGACACAACCGUGGUGCUGAGACGGAACAGAGGCAUUCGGAAAUUCAACACGGUGGCUUACAGGGGUGACCAAGGCAACCGUUGGAAGAGGGCUUCCAUUAAUGGUCAUAUUUACAACAAUGAUACACGGGUAUUUGUUCCUGUAAUAGGAAGCUGCACCAGUGUGACUGUCACCAGCGCCAUGCCAACAUCCGAGGUCAUAAGAACUCUGCUAGAAAAAUUUAAGGUUGAAAACCAGCCAGGAGAAUAUUCACUGUACAUUGUCCCAGAUGAAGGAGAACCAACACUUUUGCGAGAAUCAGAAUUUCCCUUGAUAGAGAAACUGUUGCUAGGAUGUGAUGAAAAAGCUGGAAAGGUGUUUAUCAAAGAGAAGACGGUUCCCGAGGUGCCAACCGAAGCCUGGAAUACACUGCCAUUACCUGAGGUGGUGGAACCACGUGUGCCUGAGAACGUCUCAUUUACAGAAGUGACAGAAAUACAAGCAGAGCCACAGGAGCAGUUGCCUGAAGAGGUUGAGCAGUUAGUUAAUUUACCAGAGGCAGUCCUUCGAGGAUUGUUACAGAAGUUUAGAAAUGAUGAAGAGCUGGAGGUUUCAAGAAUACAAAAAAAAUACGAGAGGGCCAGAGAUAUAAUGAAGAAGAGAUUGCGGGAAAGUCAGGCAUAACCCAUUCUUCUCUUAUAGCUAGAGGACUAAACGUUUAUUUCUGUUAAUUAUUUCCAAAGUUUAAUAAACCCUUUGUAGACAUGAGAUGUUUACAGGAAGAUGUUGUGACUUCCUUAUGCAAAAUGGACCAUGUGUGGUAAAAAUGAUGACUCGGCAGUAAUUCACUAGAGGGAUUAACAUAUUUGAAUUCCACAGUUCACAGUUGAUUAGCAUUUUGGCCACGCAGAAACAUUAAUUGUUUCCAACAGUAUUUUCAGAGUGUACUUCUCACAUUAUAAGCUAAUACGUUAUUUCAAGAGGAUUCAUGCAAUCUUAGGAGGAAGCCAAACAAGCCUUCUCGGCACCACUAUUUACAUCUUUUACACAUACUUGUGAGCAAAUUUUGGCAAGUAACCCCAAAAGGUUGUAUGAUGUUAUCCAGAGCUUCAUGUAUAAAUGGAUUCAGGACACUGGAUUGUAGUGAGUCUCAUUGUUAACAGUCGUCUGACUUUGAGUGACAUCGUCCUCUUUCUGAACCACAUGUUUACAACUAACGCUCCACAUUUGUUGUGGGACAAUAGUGUGAAAGUACUCUGUUCAUCAUGGAUGUCGGGCUCUGCUGUACAUAGAUCUGAACAAAGAAGAUAAAUGAAAACAAUGUUCAGCCUCAAACAACGGAUGUGCAACGGAGUACUUUCUUACGGCGCCGUCUACUAAACCAUCUGUUGUGACAUUUUGUGGCGUGCAAGUACCAUUUUGUGACAAUGUUUUGACGUACAUGCUGUUGCUUUAAGCAUUAAACAGUAAAAACACUGUAUUCAGUGGCAUUGGAUGGAAUGUCAGAGGAGUGUCAAAGAAUUCCUAUUUGUGAGUCACCAGGUCAGCUUUUCCAAUUCUGGGACCUCUUGUGGUCCUUUUGGGGAAAGGUGUCCCUCACAGGAUGGCCUUCAGCAUUCACAGAGGUCAAGUACAGCUGCAGGAGACAGGGAAGCAUCUUAACUGUUAGCACUUGAACUGUUGUUUGAUGCUUGCACUGGUUCUGUGUUCUACUGUGGUACGAGGGAAUCCGAUCUGCAGGUGCCCCUGUGUGUGAUCAGGGUGGGUGAUUAAGGAAUGAAUGGAUAACGCAGGGUACUGUGAGCUGUGAGAAGCUAGACAGCUGAUAUGUUGUUAAGUGUAGAAAGAUUUUUGAAUUUGUCGUGGUAAAGCAUACCACUGUUUACCAUGAAUAUGGUAUAGUUGUAUGUGGACUAUAGUCUAAAAGUUGGACUACUUUCACCUGCUUUGUCUUUCACAUGGGUUUGGUGAUGUUGCCUAUGAUGGUUUGGUCGUGAUUGGUAGGUUUGUAUCAAAGCUGAUUCUCAUUGGGCAUAAAUGCAUGAUGCUGGUUUGUAAUGUCUGGUUGUGAAAAUUAUCCGCAAUGUGAUUGGUCAAAAUGUGUAUGGUUAUGAUGUAAAUGUGUGAUUUCACUGGUAUAUAAAAUAUGCUGUAUAUAAAUACACAUGCAUCUUAGUAGCAAUUUGAAAAUAUCCUGCAUAUUUCACAAACUAGCUUGGGGAGGGUUAAAAUGAUAUCUGAUAGUGCUGAAAUGUUUAAAGUUAAGUAAAGCCUAGAUUUGGGCCUAUACCCAUAUGAUGAGUUCAUACAAGUAUUUUUAUGAUAUUAAAAACAAAUCCCAAUUAUACUACAGGCUAUGAUAUUUUAAUUUACAAAUCAUUACCAAUUUUCAUAUCAGUAUGCUUUGUGUCCUCUUUUAUGGUGAUCAGUUUUCCUGGCAUACUGUUACCAUGGAAGCCAUGGGGUAAUGAAAUUAACUUGGAAAUCUUUGACACAUGUAUUCUCUUUAGUAUGCUUUAAAGAAAUGUGAACUAUUUUGCGGAAAAAGUUUUUCUUUUAUAAUUUUGUACAAGUCGGUGGUUAAUGAUAUUUUUGACUGACAAAACGAAAAAGAACUUAAAACAUCCUUUCCAUUCUUGAAACUGGAUUUGUUCUUGAGCACUUUAUCAUAGUCCCAACAAAUAUUUCUAACAGCUUUAAGUGUUGCUCUCAUGUUACACAAUGUCGUAGAUGUUGUUAUUUUAGUGUAUUACCAUUAGUUUCACAGUAUUGAACAAUUUGUCUCUCAGGUUCCAGUGAUGUUUGCAUUUUUUUUUUUUAAAUGAAACUUUUUAAACAAAUUUUAAUUUUGUACACCAAAUGUAUGUAGCUUUAAUACUAUCAAAUAUCUUCAUACAGCAUAAUGAUUUGUUUCUUAACUCAUAUGUAACAGCUCUGUUGUUUAUUCAGUUCUACAUCUCUCUUUGCCAGAAAGCCUUCUGCUGACAUAAAACAGGAAUAAAUUCUAAUUGUUGUGAGACGUCUCUUGACUGUUUGGAUUGUUCAUGUAAUGUCAUGUAGUUAAGUCUCUGGAUUAUCUCCCUUGUUGUGGCGGUGUUAAGCCACUAUCUCCCUGGUAUACUGUGGUUAUAUAAACAUACACCACCAUGCAAUUCCUCAAUAAUAAACUCUUAAUAAUUAACACAAAGCUUUGAAUAAUUUGAUUUGUUUUUAAAAGUCUGAAUUUUUGUUUAAUGGUGGCAAACUACACUGUUUUUGUAUUGCAGAAUUUAUUUUUGGUUUGGUUCUGUUAAAUUUGUGAAUGGUCGGCUUUUCCCAUUUAUAUGGACCUACAAUAGUACUGUGUAUUUUCUUGCAACACAGAAAUCUGCAUAAUGGCCCCCAUUGCAGCUCUAUAUGCACCUUGAUUGUUUAUUUUUUCUUUAUAUAUCUACAAGGAUCCCCUGUUUAUACUUUUCAGGUAAGCUAAUGCCUCAGAUUUGGAAGGUGUAAUUUUAGUGAAUUCAUUGGUAACUGGCUGUUAGAAAAAAGGGUUGUGAAAAACAGGUGCUUCUCUGGGCUUCUCUGCAUAAUACAUAGUCCAGUCAGUUGUUAUGAAGUUCCUGUAUAUGUACAUUAUAUAAAGACGAUGAGAAUAAAACCAUAUUGCAGAUUACAAAUAAAUGUGUACAUUGAGAUGUA